Hibiscus syriacus is the source of this 993-nucleotide messenger RNA. RefSeq lists its product as uncharacterized. The record is from RefSeq and is a predicted model, not a curated record. NCBI's taxonomy places the organism in Eukaryota, Viridiplantae, Streptophyta, Magnoliopsida, Malvales, Malvaceae. The transcript is spliced from 2 exons. Bases 347 to 865 code for a protein of 172 amino acids.
UGGUUCCAAUCUCUUUGUUUUCUGAGUAUAAGGUCAAUUUGGAUCUCUGGGUUCUCUCAAAAUUAAUUAUAAAAAAGGGGUCUUUGAAGAGAUACCACAAAGCUACAAGUAAAGGCUUUUGAAUAGGAAAUGGUUUUCAUGUGUGAGAUUUUCUUCACAGGAGGAAAGUUAGAAGAAGGAGAAUGGGAAAAAGAGAGAUAAGAAGAAGAAGAAGAAGAAGAAAAGAUCUAAUUUUUGUCUUAAAAUUCCAUAGUUGCAGAAGUGGGGAAAAAGGGGGGAUUAUUAAGCAAAGAACAAGAACUAUAAGUUUUCGUUUCAUCUUGCUUAACUACUGGGGAAAUUGGCAAUGUCUGCUACAAUAAUUAGCGAGGUUGUAUCAGCCCCAACGCAAGAAACUCAAGCAACUCCGGUGAAUGCACAAACCGAUGUCGAGUUUGCCAAUUGCGAUUGUUGUGGACUUACCGAGGACUGUACCCCGGCCUAUAUCGAAACGGUACGCCAACGGUACCAAGGGAAAUGGAUAUGUGGCCUCUGUGCUGAAGCAAUCAAAGAUGAGAUCCUAAGGACUGAAAGGCUUAUCAGUACUGAGGAAGCAAUGGUUAGGCACAUGAACUUUUGCCAAAAAUUCGUCUCCUCCGGACCGCCUCCCGAUCCUACAGUUCAUCUGAUAUCUUCUAUGAGAAAUAUUCUUCGGAAAAGUUUGGAUCCUGCAAGAGGUUUAAGAUCUAGCUCUCCGAUUAGUCCUACCGGAAAGGUCUGCAAAAUCCGAGUCCCGGUUUUACUCGGCCUGAAUAUUGUUUCACUACCAUGUCUGAUUGAUAGAGGUAUAAGAGAUGAUGGGGAGAGAAUAAAGAGCAUGGAAUGAACAUUGGGUGGAACAAAGAAAUGGAAAUCAAAAGAAAAAAAAAAUCAAAUUGUCGUUUAAGUGUAAACUUAGAAGCUUAUGUAGAUUUUAAUCUCAAAAUAUAUAUAACUUGCUCUGUUGUUUGGAAA